Messenger RNA from Paramuricea clavata, 7573 nucleotides. The record is from the annotation of a GenBank genome assembly. Lineage: Eukaryota; Metazoa; Cnidaria; Anthozoa; Malacalcyonacea; Plexauridae.
CUUUUACUGGUGACAACAUUGACACAAAGGUGAACCAUUUCAACAUAACAAAUUUGACAUAAACUUUGAAACAGAAUUCUAUUUUAUCAUGUGAAGAACAUGGAUGAAUUGCUUGUACAAAUAUAUCAAUGCGUAAAUGGCCGAGAGAGGUCUUAUGAUUCAUUUUAAAGCUGCUGUAUUUUGUAAAAGAAUUGGUUUAUUUAUCUUGCCAGCUGUUUAAUAAAUAUAUAGACUUGUAGUGCAGUUUGGACACAUUUGACAUAUUUAAAAGUGGGUUUUAUUCAACAACAAUGAAUGGAAAUCGUGGUAAAAGUGAUUUUGCUGCAAGAAGUAAAGCUUCAGAAAGGGUAAGUCAUUGAAAAUGUAAGCUUGACUAGAAAUAUUGCAAAAUGCACAAUUUAUUUAAUAUAUGCAUGUAACCUUAAAUAAUUAUAUGUAUCAAAUAUCAUGUAACUUUAAAUAAUUAUAUGUAUCAAUAUUGAAUCGACCUGCAGAUGACCUAAAUCUAACUUUAUUCACCAUACAACGUCAACCUUUGGACAAACGAUACAAUCGAAAGUUGAUGAGAGUUGCAAUUCUUGAUUCUGUUUGACCACCAAGUAACUCUCAUUGACUCUCAUGCAAUCUUGUCAAUUUUGAGCUGGUUCAAAUUUUAACGAGAGUUGAUUAGAGUUUACGCUACAUGUGCAGUAAUAUCCAGUCAACUCUCAGUGUAACUCUUGUUCUCGUUUGACCCUGACAUGAGAGUUGAUAAAACUCUGAUGCAAACUCAACUCUUAUAUUUCAUUCAUUCAUUCAUUAUUUAAUAACAUAUCAUAUGGCGCCAAAAGGCAGAUUGCGAUAUUCUUACAAUAUAGUAAAUUAGAAUUACAAUAGAUUAUAGAACAGCACAUUAUAAUAUAUUAUAGUAUUGAAUUGUAUGUGUCUAAAAUGUUAUUAUACCAUGUUCCAAGAAUAUCUGAUGUAAAGACCUGUUAGUUAAUAAAAUUAUUAAAACACAUGCUAGGAAUAAAACUCUGUUUAAAUUGUUCAGUUCUACAUCUUGGUACAGUAAGAGUUUUAUUAUUACGAAGUUCAUAAUUAUGUACAUUUGCUCUUGUUUCUGGAACUAGUUUAUUCAACCGUGAUGUAGGCUGGCAUAUCUUUCUGAAAGUCUUUUUGCAAUAUAGCAAAGAACGAUGUUCGCUCAAUAGAGAGCAUCCAGAUAGCACCAGAGGAUAGCACCAAAGCUUCAUCAUAAUGAUUUUCCGGAUAUAUCCUUAUUUGACUACCAGACUGGGCAUCCUAAUAAUUUUUGAAAAACAGUUCAUUAUGAUCAGCGGUAGUUUAAUGGCAUAUACAUAAUACAUGUAAAUAUGGUUGGUUCAUGCAGUGGGCGUUCACAGGGAGGAUACAUCCCCCCCAGUAUUCUUCAAGAUUUAUUUUCUAUAAUUAUUUAAUGAGUAUCCAAAUACGAUGUGAAAACUGUGUGCAUGUGGGGGGGUGCGGGGGGGGGGUAGAACUCAGCGAAUUAGCAGACUGAAAUAAAAUGAGUGGAAAUAUUUAAGCUUAGAAAACCUCAUCAACUUCUAUUGUACCCUAGAAUUGUGACAUUCUUAAUUUAAAUACUGUAUAUACUUUUUAUACUUUACUUUUAGUUUUAUGUAGCUGUCCAUCAAUGUUAUAUAUUUGCAGGCCUUAUACAUAAGUUUUGUCAUGUAAAAUCAUGUGUUUCAUGUACUUAAUUAUACUCUUUGGAGUUCUGUAUAGUCUUACACCGUAAAUACUGGUUCCAAAGUGGAAAUCACAUUUUAGGGACUCUACUGUAGAUUUCAAAAUUUUCUCGGGGGUGCUUGCCCCAGGAACCCCGUAUUGAUGUCUCACACUUUUGGCCCUUGACAAUCCCCAAUUUCAUUACACUGGUGCCGCUCACUGCUAUCUUGCUAUCUAUUGCAAACCCUGUAGUGAAUUCAGUACAAAGAAGCUGCAUUCAUUGAUCUAGACAAUAAAUACCUAUUCAUUCAAAGUAUUUUUUCUUCCUAUUGCUUUGCUAACAACAUCUUCUAUUUUCUAUUAUAGGCUUUUCUUUUAGUGUCUGAUAGUGACGAGGAUGAAGAUGAAGAAAUGUUAGUUACAUGUUGUCUUACAUACAGUAUUUACCGUACUCAUAUUAUAGCCCAUGGCUGUUACACAUGCUAAAUAUCUCUGACAUAAAGUUCUCUUGAUAUUUUAUGCUGGUGGCGUAACUCUUAGCAUUGGCAUAUGGGAGGGAAUAAAUAGGGGGCAGAAAUAAAUUUGUCACAUUUUGCCUGACUUGUUCAAAAACGUUUACGUAUAAGAUGCCCAAAAUUCUUGUCUACAGGGGUUUCGAAAAAUUUUUUGAAGGGGUUUUAAAAAAUUUUCCUGUAUCCAUUUUCAACUAUUGUCUUUAAUUUAAUAUCUCUCGCAUUUUUGACCAUCUAGCAUUUCUUGCUUUUUGCCCCUUCAUUUAUACCUGUAAUUUGCUCAAUGACAAUUUUACUGGGGGCUCCAGCCCUAUAUGCUCCCCCUUCCCCUCUGCCCCAUAUGCCAUUAUGACUCUUAGUUAUAAAGGGAAAAAGUUAGGCGUUUUGAUCUUAUUCUACAAAACGGGAUUUGCUCAGGGAUAAUUAUUAUAGCAUCAUCAACUCAAUAAAAUUCUUAUUUCAGGGGUCUCCCACCAGCCAGACCUUGCUCACAUCACAACAGUCGUACAAAGCCAGAUAAUCAGUUAUCUAAAGUGAAAGAAGAUAUCGUAACUGUGACAAAGACGAUGCAAAAUAAUAUGAAUAAAGUUUUAGACAGGGGAUCUAAGUUGGAGGAUUUGCAAGACAAAACAGGUACAGUUAUAUGUACAAUAGACAGCAACCUUCUUAAUUAUUUACAGUAAGUCUUAAGUACUGACAAAUUGACACAUUACAUACAUGUACUUUUACAAGAACUGAAAUGAACAUGCAUGUUGAGUGUUGUAAAACUAUUUACAGUGAUAUGACUUAUUAUAUAUUAUAUUAAUAUAGAUUUACAUUUACAGUAUGUAUUUCCAUUUCUUAUAUGAGUAAAUUUUAAAAAAAUUACUAGAAGACAUCUAUUAAAAUAGUGACGUUUGAAACGUUCGGUUUUAACUUUAGAGAGGAUAAAAUUAUGUUCUCGUUCUUUUAAAAUGCGGCGAAGUAUACACGUAUAUACCCAUUCUUUAAUUCUCUUAGCCAAGAUUUUUGAGACGGUCCUACUAAUGGACCUAUACUGUAUUCCCUAAUGAACAUAAUUUUGAUCUAGACAAGUCUAAAUAGAAAUUUCAUCACAGCUUGAAAGAACAUCACAAUCAAGUAAUAUUCCGAGUUUCGUUGCGAAAUGUUAUAAAAUGCGGAUAAUAUAAUAUAGCCCUGCAAAAAAAAGCUAGCGCCCUGGAAAAAAGGUAUCAAUUUCCCGUGCGUAUAUACUGUAAAAUGACUGAAAAACGGCAAACUUCGCAGGGCUAUAUUAUCCGCAUUUUACAACUUUUCGCAAUCGCACUUCGGAAUAUUACUAAUUUUGUGAUGGUCUUUCAAGCUGUGAUGACAUUUUUGUCUAGACUUGGCUAGAUCAAAAUGUUGUUCAUUAGGUAAUAGUCCAUUAUACUGCAUGCCCGGGACUUCCCGAGAUUUAUUAUAUGGUAAGGCAGUAUCCUCUUGUUUUAUAUCGUGCAUGAGUACAUGUAUAAAACAUUUUUUCAAAACAUUUAGCAUACUAGGUGCUUGCAGCCAUUGCGCCUUUGUGUUCAGUUGUAUGUGCGGCAGUUAAACAAUGGGGAAUGACCAGCCUGCUUUGCGCGCGUUUGCCUUUUGGAAUUUUUGAAAAAUAUUUAUGUACCAUUUUAGACCUAACUGUCAUGAAUUUAUAAAGUACUCUGACAUUAUUCAAUUUUAACUUUAUGAAUUUGGUAAAAAAUUUCACGAUUAACAAGAUACAAUCCUAAAGCAAAUGUUUCAUUCUCAAAAACGAGGGUGUAGCCAAGCAUUGGUACUUUCCGAAAUUGUAUUCCAUCAACUAAAAAUCCAUAUACAAAAUGUAGGGCCUAUUUAACCCUCUACUCAACGUAUGUACGUACUGUAUUCUGUUAUUCAGAGGACUUAGAUAUGAGUGCAUUUAAAUUUGUCCGUGGUUCAAGGAAGUUACAGAGAAAAAUGUGGUGGCAGAAUAUGAAAGUAAGUGCAUUCGAUUGACAAUAUUUUAUUUUGCCUUGUUCUGGUGGUGAGCAGCCAAUCCUAAAAGAUUUAUACAUUCAAACAGACAUGUAGUUUGAACCCCCCUGUCCCCUUCUUCGUUAAAUUAAGUCGGGAUGAACCCAUACGCGUACGCAGCUGCCCCCAGUCAAAAUGAAGUUGGACAAAUUAUAAACGUAAGUCGGGCAAAAAUUGGGGGGUGGGGACUUAUAGUAGUAUAAAUAUAGUAGUUGAAAAUACCAGAAAUAUGUAAAAGUAACGAGGAAUGUUAACAGAUUAGGGAAAUUUUUUGUCGAAAUUCAUUGUUUUAUUUCUUUUAUGUAGCUCAAAUUAUUAUUUGGAUUUAUCUUUCUUGCUCUGCUUGUUGUGUUAAUCGGUGAGUAUUUAAAAGUAGAUCAUUUUUCAGUCGGUGUGUCCGCAGUCCGCAUGUUCCACCCAACCAAAUUCAAUGCGGAACUUCGAGAUUUUGAGCGACGGCGGACGGCCCUUCAUCAAGAAGUAACAUAUAGUGGACAAGUGAAGUAACUUCAGUACCCUUUGCUUUGCUUUGCAAUGCUUUAUUUUUAAAGAGUGAGUAUCCUUUGCACGCUUGUGUUUACAUUUUUAACAGGGUGUGAUAAUUCGCGUUCCUACGUACCGGGGGUACGCCAAUAUUACGGUCUGGUACUUCUUUGUUUUUGGCCAAGUACCACGCGAAACUCUUGCUAUCUGCGUACUUAACUUUUUGGCACCACAUGACUUUUCCAAGCAAGGUAUUCAAUACCGUAAUUUAAUUGGUAUAUGUGUAAAUCUGACACGUCUUGGCAUGAAACAUGAUUGGACUGAUGGGACUAAGGCAUGUUGAGGGCGAUUGUAUAGUAGUUUGAAUUGACAAUAUACUUUUCAGAAACUUGUUCUUUAUGUACUUUUUGUAUAAAGACCAAGUACACAUUGAGUAUUGAGUCUGUUCUAGCGCAAGUACGCCUCAACAAUCAUUGGCGUAUAGUCGUAUGCCAGUCAGGUACGAUUAAAAAUCUUGAAUUAUCGCGGCCUGCAUUUAUAUUUACAUUCGGCUGUAUCUGAUGAAUAUACUUUCAUUACAAACAUUUUGCAUAAAAAACCGGCAACAUUUCACAAGAUAUAAUGACUUACACAGGCGUACGGGGCGGGAGGUGGGGGGGAGAGCAGCUGCCCCUCGGUCAAAAUGAAGUCGGGCAAAUUAUUAACGUAAGUCGGGCAAAAAUUGGGGGGAAUAACCUUAAAAGAAGACAUUUGCAAUAUAGUAUUUGAAAAUUCGAGAAAAAUUAGAAUAACGAGGAAUUUUAACGGACUAGGAAAUUUUUUUACAUGGAAAAUUGUUUCAGCAGUAAGUCGGGCACAAUGGGGAAAAUUCGGGUAAAUUUCCUUCCGCCCCCCCCUAAUUUUCCCCCUCCCGUACGCCCUGAUGAGUUACUUCCUUUAAGAAGAAAUAGAGUUGUUUUUUAAUAGGAUUCCUAUAAAUAUGGGGCAAUACAAAUUAAAUCUUGGAGCGAGAUCACUUAGCAUGAUACAGUAAUCACUCUUCAAAUGUAUUUUUAACGAAAUGCUUUACGCUUAUUACAUUUUUAUUUCAUUUUUAGUUUCAUUGGUUAUCAAACAUAAGAAGAGCUGAUUUGAGAAAUGAAAUAAUUGCGUGGGAUGAUAAUUAAUGAAAGAACAUCACCCCGACAAUCAAAAUAAUUCUGGAAUCAUUCGUUCCCGAUUUUCGUGCAACCGUGUUCUCCAGGCAUGAAGCAGAAUAGAGGUUUUAUUGCGCUACACGUUGCGUUAUAGGUAAAAUAGAGUGCGUUACGAUAUAACACUGCAAAAAAAAUUUUCUUGACAGGACAUGCUAUACCACCCGUUCCACUCGUUGCAACCAAUAAAUCUAUUGGCGUUGUAAAGCCAUUGUAUGCAGUAAAGUAUGUAAUAAAUAAUCUAUUCGCGUUGUAACUGAAGACAAAACCACAAGCAUUGAACAAAAGUUAUAUACAAUGUAUUGGCCCUGAAAGGGAGGCUGCAGGAUUGCCAAUAGAAGCUGGCACCCGGCGAUUUUCGCCGUCUAUAGCCUAGACAAUCGCCGGUUAUUUCUCGAAAUUACAAACCAAAAUGUUUCAUCCUCAUCGCAGAAAUGUCAAGGUAAAGGUUGUUUUGCUUUUCUAACAUAAAUUUUACACAAUAGUCUUUCAUGUUUCGUUCGCUACUCUGGUUUAAAUAAAUGAUUACAAAGCCCAGUCGAAUUGUAUUCAAGACCCAACGUUUCGACACUAUAGUGUCUUCAUCAGGGGUGAUCUAAAACUGCGAUCGUGGCUUCUUAAAUACCCAAGGGAUGACGUCACCUGCCAAGAAGAUGCAUAUAUUCCUCUGGCAAAUAGGCACCGUCAUCCCUAUUCAAAGCAUGAUGACUCAUAUUUGUAUGCCACGCUUGAUUACAAUUCGACUGGGCUUUGUAAUCAUUUAUUUAAACCAGAGUAGCGAGCGAAACAUGAUUGAUAUACCUGGUUGCAGUGAACGAACAAACUUUAUCCCAAUAGUCUUUGUUAAAUAUUUGGAUAAAACGACAAAACCUCCAAAACCUUAAGGCAUAUUUCCAAUCAGAAACAUUUUCGGCAGAAAGAAAAUUUUGUAAAAUGUGAUUGGCCGCGGAAACAAAUUUUGAAGUUGAAAAUUUUCAACUUUUACUACAAUGAUAUUUUCGGGAAAUUUUCGGGCCGUGGAAAUUUUUCUUGACCGGAAAUGGGCCUCUGCAAAAUGCCAUUUCAGAGGGUAUAAAUUUCAGAAUUUUCUCAAAGAAACGCCCUCGGACCCCUCCCCCAAGCGAAUGGUACAUUCGGCACCACAUUGCCGCCUACUCGUUAUUGGGAACCCUGGGCUGGUCGGGCCGUGUCGGGGAGAUUACCAACAAAAGGGUCAUCAGCCCUAAGGUUAGGGGCUAGGGUUGGAGUUAGGGCUAGGAUUAGGAUCAGGGUUAUGGGAUUAGGGUUAGCGUUUGGAUUAGGGUUAUUGUAAUUGUAUAGACCCAUUACAACCCAAUACUUUAUUGCAUACAAUGGCUUUACAACGCCAAUAGAUUAUUGGUUACAACGUGCGGAACGGCUGGCUAUACUGUACAAUGUUUGACCAAUUUCCAGUUUGGUCUUAUACGUAACUCAAAUUUGAUGAUACAUAAAAUUAUUAUCACUAAUAACUAUAAAUGUGUCAUAAGAUGCGUUACGAUAUAACAGCAAAUAAAUAUUUUUUCUUGACAUGACAUGCUAUAUACAGCAUGUUUGACCAAUUUCCAAUUUGGUCGUACGUAACUCAAAUUUGAUGAUACAUAAAAUUAUUAUCACUAAUUACUAUAAAUGUGUUAUAAGAUGCGUUAAAAAUAUUUAAUA